Messenger RNA from Procambarus clarkii (red swamp crayfish), 1389 nucleotides. Its product is annotated as zinc finger protein 665-like. The record is from RefSeq and is a predicted model, not a curated record. Lineage: Eukaryota; Metazoa; Arthropoda; Malacostraca; Decapoda; Cambaridae. Gene Ontology annotation, biological process: regulation of transcription by RNA polymerase II. Gene Ontology annotation, molecular function: DNA-binding transcription factor activity, RNA polymerase II-specific; RNA polymerase II cis-regulatory region sequence-specific DNA binding.
AUGAAUAACCACGAGAUGUUGUAUACAUGUGAGAAACCUUUCGAGUGUCCAGAGUGUGGAAAAAGAUUCAUUAAUGAGAGGAAAAUGGAUAAACACAUGAUGUGUUUACAGAUGUGUACAGGUGAGAAACCUUACGAGUGUCCAGAGUGUUGGAAACGAUUCGUCAACCCAAGGGACAUGAACAAACACAUAAUGAAGUGUACAGGUGUGAAACCUUACGAGUGUCCAGACUGUGGAAAAAGAUUCAGUGAUGAGAGGAAAAUGGAUAACCACAUGAUGUAUCCUGGUGAGAAACCUUUUGAGUGCCCAGAGUGUUGCAAAAGAUUCAGUAAAAAGAGGAAACUAAAUAAACACAUAACGGUGUGUACGGGUGAGAAAACUCAAGAGUGUCCAGAAUGUGGGAAAAGAUUCAGAAAUAAAAGAUCUCUGAAGAUUCACAGAAUGGUACAUACUGGUGAAAAACCUCACGACUGUCCCGACUGUGGAACACGUUUUGAUAAUUUGACAAAUCUGAACAAACACAGGUUGCUGCAUUCAGCUGAAAUACCAUUAAAUAAUGACAAUAAUAUUUUUUGUGUAAAAAAUAUAAUUGAUCACAGUGAUACAAUGAAACAUGCACGUGAUACUGGUGAGAAGCUUUACGAGUGUGGAAAAAGUUUCUGCUAUCUUGGAAAUACCAACCACGAGAUGUUGUAUACAUGUGAGAAACCUUUCGAGUGUCCAGAGUGUGGAAAAAGAUUCAUUAAUGAGAGGAAAAUGGAUAAACACAUGAUGUGUUUACAGAUGUGUACAGGUGAGAAACCUUACGAGUGUCCAGAGUGUUGGAAACGAUUCUUCAACCCAAGGGACAUGAACAAACACAUAAUGAAGUGUACAGGUGUGAAACCUUUCGAGUGUCCAGACUGUGGAAAAAGAUUCAGUGAUGAGAGGAAAUUGGAUAACCACAUGAUGUAUCCUGGUGAGAAACCUUUUAAGUGCCCAGAGUGUUGCAAAAGAUUCAGUAAAGAGAGGAAAAUAAAUAAACAAAUGACGGUGAGUACGGGUGAUAAAACUCAAGAGUGUCCAGAAUGUGGGAAAAGAUUCAGACAUAAAAGAUCUCUGAAGAUUCACAGCAGGGUACAUACUGGUGAAAAACCUCAGUGUCCCGACUGUGGAACACGUUUUUAUAAUUUGACAAAUCUGAACAAACACAGGUUGGUGCAUUCAGCUGAAAUAUUAAAUAAUGACAAUAAUAUUUUUUGUGUAAAAAAUAUCAUUGAUCACAGUGGUACAAUGAAACAUGCACGUGAGAAGCUUUACGAGUGUACCGAGUGUGGAAAAAGAUUCUGCUAUCUUGGAAAUAUGAAUAGACACAUGAAGGUGCAUACAUAUAUCGUUCCCGAAAUAUGA